This is a messenger RNA of Stylonychia lemnae, 576 nucleotides long. Lineage: Eukaryota; Ciliophora; Spirotrichea; Sporadotrichida; Oxytrichidae. The record is from the annotation of a GenBank genome assembly.
AUGCCUGGAACUUCUUGCAGAGACGCCAUCAAGCUUUGGGAAGCCAAGACUGGACAAAACGCAGCUGAAGCAACUGAAGUAAAGCUCAUCUGCUAAAUCCCACCGAUCGAUAAAAUGGACGAUUCCCUUAAUCAACUUGAAAUGUGCUAAAAGCUAUCUCUCUCAACAAAUGCUAUUGAAAGAAUGAUUGCGCUCCCAAAAUUAAAGAAUCUAAGAAUCUUGUCAUUAGGAAGAAAUAACAUUAAGAGAAUCAUGGCACUUGAAGAUGUUGGUCAAACUCUCGAAGAACUCUGGCUAUCAUACAACCAAAUCGAAAAGUUAGAUGGUCUCUAACCCUGUAUUAAACUCCAUACUCUUUUCAUUAGUAACAACAAAGUCAGAUCAUGGGAUGAAGUGAGCAAAGUCGGGUAACUUCCAGAAAUCAAGUCAAUUUUGUUGGUUGGAAAUCCCAUUUAUGGAGAUAAGAGCAAGGAUGAUAACGCACCAUAUAUAGUGAAAAGAGUUCCUCAGAUUGAAAAUAUCGAUGGAAAGAUGGUUUCACCAGCAAUCAGAAAGCAAGCUGAGUCACUUGAUUGA